AUGGGCUCGCCGUCAUGUCUCCAGAUGGCCUUGCUGGGCACUUACAUCUUCACGGCGCUUCUCCUAGUCGUCACCUCCGUAACGAUUGUUAACCUCUUUGACGAGGUCGGCGAAUUCCAACGACAAAUCGACGACGACCUCAAGCAGUUCAAAGUGCGUUCCAAUGAUGAGAAAAAAAGUCCACGAACUGUGAUUCAGAUGUAUGCCGACGAGUCGUGGACAGCUAUGAUCACAGAAGGAAGCGCGACACGAGGAAUUUUCGGAAAUGCCGUCAGAAUUCCUCGUCAAGCUUACGCCACUGGAGGAAGUAGCGCUGGAGGCGGAGGAUGCAAUUGUGGCGCACAAGCCUCGGGCUGUCCGGCUGGACCGCCUGGACCCGCCGGAAGCCCUGGAGAGCCCGGAGAGCCAGGAACUGCUGGUGAAGACGGCAAGGCUGGGUCGGCUGGUGUGGCCGAGUCGUCGAAAAAUUCCGAUUGCAUUCAGGUUCGACCAAGUCACUUCUUCGGCUUGUUAGCUUCUGAAAAAAGUUUCUUCACUUUUUGAAAAAGGCUUAAACCUCGCCUAUGUGACAGCUCAUCAAACGCUUUAGUGUCCGUAUUUUCCUGAAAAAUUAGUAUCGGCUUUUUUCAGUGUCCGGCCGGCCCUGCAGGACCAGUUGGACCAGACGGACCACCAGGACCAGCUGGACCGAGUGGCAACCCAGGACCAAGUGGUCAAGCAGGACAGCCAGGACAGUCCGGACCACCAGGACCGCCUGGAUCGCCUGGUCCUGACGGAGCUCCUGGAGCCCCAGGAAACGACGGCUCUCCUGGUUCUCCUGGACAGCGACAGAGCAACUCUCCAGGACCUGCUGGGCCAGCUGGAUCGGCAGGACCACCUGGUGAGUCGAUAUUGUAGAUCAUUCUAGAAUUAGUGAGAAAAAUCGACAGGUUUCGUCUCGGAAUGUAAUUUUUUCUUUCUCUAUGACUCUUGCAAAGAAGAUGAGUUAUACGAGACUUUGAGCGGUAGCAGUAGGUUGUAAAUUUUCAAACAAUUCGUUCGAACGUUUAAUAUUUCAUGAUCAUAUGUAUUUAAAUAGUAUUUCCAACUUUGAAAAUCUGUGCUCAUGUUUAGACUUCUAAUAAUGCUAGAAAGAAAAAACUCAGAAAAAAAACUAACAUUCUUUUUGGUAUGAAAACAAUAUUCAGGACCGGCUGGCGCUCCUGCUGGACCUUCUGGCCCUGGAGCUCCAGGCCCGGCUGGACCUCCUGGACCUGCAGGAAAUCCUGGAAGUCCAGGAUCAGAUGGAGGACCUGGACAACCCGGAACCGAUGGAGCACCAGGUAAGAAUUCGUAGUUGGUACUUUACUCAGUGGACACUCAGGAAGCGACGCCGCCUACUGUCCAUGCCCACCUCGUGGAGCUUCGGUCUCCGCGCGUGCAACAGGUUUAUUGA
Messenger RNA from Caenorhabditis auriculariae, 1435 nucleotides. The record is from the annotation of a GenBank genome assembly. NCBI's taxonomy places the organism in Eukaryota, Metazoa, Nematoda, Chromadorea, Rhabditida, Rhabditidae.